Medioppia subpectinata is the source of this 569-nucleotide messenger RNA. NCBI's taxonomy places the organism in Eukaryota, Metazoa, Arthropoda, Arachnida, Sarcoptiformes, Oppiidae. The record is from the annotation of a GenBank genome assembly.
ACAAUUUAUAUAUAAUAGUACAGAAUUUUAAUUUUGAUUAAUAAAUUGUCUAAACUUAUUUAAUAAUGAAUGCUAAAAAUGUGGGCAAACCAUUGGUCCCAAAGAGGCUAAUAGUGGGUCUAAUGGGAUGUCUGGGUUGUUGUCUACUCUAUGUGUUGCGAUCCAAUCUGAGUGUCGCUAUCAUAGCGAUGGUCAACGAGUUGGAGGUGAUUGAAGAGGAGGACACUAUUAUUCAAGACAACGACCUGUGCUAUGAUAUCAGCACCAGAAUUAAUGUCUCAAAUUCCGGUCCAAUUUAUAACGGUCCAAAAUAUAUGUGGAGCGCAUCAAUACAGGGUGUUAUACUGGGCUCAUAUUUCUACGGCUAUACAGUGACUCAAAUGCUGGGCUCGUAUGCCGACCGGUUUGGUGCCAAAUGGAUGACAGGUUUGGGGGUAUUAUUACCCGCAGUGUUCAACGCACUCAUACCAGUGUUGGCUGAAGUCCACUACUCUCUGGUCAUUUUGAUGCGGGUAUUGAUCGGCGCCUUUCACGGCGUGAUAUACGCCUGUGUUUUCUCAUUGUUUGCC